AUGACCCUGCGUCUCACAUCCGCUCCGGUAUCAGGUGUCAAGAAACGCAAAGCCUCUGCUCCCAAACCCCGCCCCUCGCCUUUUGCUGCCCACGUACGCCGCAAACUUACAUCUGGCGGCCUCAAUCCGACUGGCCUAAAACCGACUGCAGAUCCAGGCUUUGAUGAUCCGCUUCCAGAUGUAGGCGGAUCUCAUUUCAUAGCAGAGACAGCACCGGCGCAGAAUGUCCUGCAGGCUAUUCAAUACAUCCGUGAUGGCAUGUUCGAAGAACUUCCGAUACGGGCCGGGAUGAACAGCACGCGCAUCGCAGAAGUUCUCAAUCUGCGCCGAUCUUUGCCUCCACUCGCUUCUGUGGCCCAUAUCCAUACCCUUCUGGAGGCACCAACACAGGUGGAAAGGGAGAUCGUCGAACAGAUACAGACAGGUCGGAUUCGGCGACUCAUUAUACCGGGUCGAGGCAAUGAUGCGGCCGGGCUAGGCGACUGUUUGGUGCUAGCAGAGGAUUGGGACAAGCUGGUGCAGGAAAGCCCUGCAUUGGAACAACCACUCAAGGAGAAAUUCCUUGAUAUUUUGAAGCGCAUUGGGACCUCCUUGGCGAUAUCGCAGGGGGUCUUCACGACGGAUGAGUACAGGGCCUUGCUCCGCGCCGGUUUUAUUGUCUCCUCGUCAUCUUAUACACAGGGCACAUUAAGUAUUGCAUCACUUCCAAAUCUACCUCAAAUGGCGACUUCAUCAGCAAGUCGAAGCGAGUCUAUCUCGCACUCUGAGCGACCCGUGCAGUCAGCCGCUCAGGCUCGUGCGGCAACUCUGUUUUUGUCUCUUCCUAACACUGGAACAUAUCUCCGCUUGUUGGGAUCGGGUCGUGCACAUCUACUCGCUCUUCUCCGGCGGUCCGCUUCUGGUGAAGCCCCUCUGAGUCUGUUGAAAGAUCGAUGGGAUGGAGCUAUUGAGACCGAUAAGAGUUUCCAUGUAGCGAAGCGAGCCCGUGGCGAGUUUGCCGGGAUUCUGCCUGGUAAGACUAGGAAAUGGAAAGAGCUGUAUGGGAUGCAUUUUCGAUGGGUGCUAGAAGAAGCACUAGGCGCGGGACUUGUGGAGAUUUUUGAGACUGGCAGCGUCGGACCUGGGAUCCGCUGUCUAUAG
Penicillium digitatum Pd1 is the source of this 1140-nucleotide messenger RNA. RefSeq names its product Stk19 family serine/threonine-protein kinase. Gene Ontology annotation, biological process: protein phosphorylation; positive regulation of Ras protein signal transduction. The record is from RefSeq and is a predicted model, not a curated record. Gene Ontology annotation, molecular function: protein serine/threonine kinase activity. Lineage: Eukaryota; Fungi; Ascomycota; Eurotiomycetes; Eurotiales; Aspergillaceae.